Messenger RNA from Rhincodon typus (whale shark), 7776 nucleotides. Its product is annotated as nebulin-related anchoring protein. Bases 17 to 5128 code for a protein of 1703 amino acids. Gene Ontology annotation, molecular function: actin filament binding. Lineage: Eukaryota; Metazoa; Chordata; Chondrichthyes; Orectolobiformes; Rhincodontidae. Gene Ontology annotation, biological process: cardiac muscle thin filament assembly. Gene Ontology annotation, cellular component: Z disc. The record is from RefSeq and is a predicted model, not a curated record. The transcript has 41 exons.
AAAAUACUCUUUGAAAAUGAAUAAACCGUGCGCUCGCUGUGGUUUUGGCGUCUAUCCUGCCGAGAAAAUAGUCUGCAUAGACCAGACCUGGCAUAAGUCCUGUUUCCACUGUGAGGUCUGCAAAAUGAUCUUAACGGUCAACAAUUUUGUCAGUCACCAGAAGAAACCGUACUGUCAGGCGCACAAUCCUAAAGUCAACAAAUUUACCAGUGUACUAGAUACACCCCUGAACCUGAACGUGAAAAAACAAAGCGAGUCCAGUGAGAUUAAGUAUCGCGAGGAAGCUGAAAAAUUCAAAUCAGUUUUUCAUUGGGAUAUAAAGUCGAAGCAGCUGGAGCAUGCCUGUAAGGCUGGGAGACUUGCAAGUAAGGUGCAGUACACUAAGGCAUGGGAUGAAACAAAGGAAUCAUAUCACUUACCACCUGAUAAGCCCUCUAUUCUUCAAGCACAGAAAAAUACAGAACUUGUCAGCAAACACGCUUACCAGGCUGCCUAUGAAGAAGACAAAAGUUGGUACUCUGCUUGUGUUACGAGUCCAAAGCUUGUACGAGUUGCGCAGGCUCAAAAAGCUAUCAGUGAUGUGGAGUAUAAACGAGGACAUGGAGAGUACAUUUCCCAGUAUGCUUCAGUGGUGGACACUCCACAGUUACUGCAUGCCAAAGCAGGAGGCAUAUUGGCCAGUGAUGUUAAAUACCAUGAAGACUAUGAGAGGAAUAUUAAAGGAAAUUGGAGCCAAGCGGCAGGUGCUCAAGUUGCUAUGACAAGAGAAAAUUCAGUGAAGUACAGUCAGCCUGAGGACUCUGCUGAUUAUGAGGAACCCAGGGGCAAAGGCAGUUUCCCUGCUAUGAUCACACCAGCAUACUACAAUGCCAAGAGAGCUAAUGAACUUGCAAGUGAUGUAAAAUACAAAAAAGAUCUUGCAAGGAUGAAGGGAUCAGCCCAAUACCACGUGCUAACUGCUGAAGAAGACAUAGCAAUGAAGCGUGUCAAGGAAGUGAACAAGCUUGUCAGUGAGAUAAAGUACAAGAAGGACUUAGACUCUUCCAAAGGUUACAGCAUUAACUACUGUGAAACACCUCAGUUCAAGAAUAUUGCCAAGUUAUCUAAAUUUACUAGCGAUCUCAAAUACAAAGAAGCUUACCAUAAUCAAGUGAAAGGCCAUUAUGAAGGAGUUGGUAUGGACAGCCGCACACUGCAUUGUAUGAAGGUUGGAAGCUUAAAAAGUGACAGGAAGUAUAAAGCGGAUUUGGAGGGGGACAAAAUGCUUUGCUUUUAUGCAGCUGACCAGGCACCUUCGUAUGAGACACUGAAGAAACUUGUCCCAUUGAAAGAUAUGUACUACAGACAACAAGUGGAUAACUUGAAGUAUGCAUCAGUAACAGACACGCCUGAGAUAGUACAAGCAAGAAUUAAUGCACAGCAGCUAAGCAAUUUGAAUUAUCGGGCACAAUAUGAAAAGACCAAAACCCAAUACACAUUGCCUCUUGAAGUUCCUCAUCUACUUAAGGCCAAGGCUAAUGCUGACCUGUACAGUGAUAUCAAGUACAAAGAAUUCUGGGAAAAGAAUAGAGGCAAGGGGUUUCAUGUGAAUUUGGAUUCGCUAGCCCUUUUAGCUGCCAAAGCCUCGGGGGAGCUGGCAAGUGAUAUAAAAUACAAAGAAGCAUAUGAGAAAACCAAGGGCAAGGCAAUGAGAAGCAAAGUAUAUGAUUCGAAGACUCUGCAUUCUCUGCGGGUUUCCAAGAUGAGCAGUGAGGUAGAGUAUAAGAAGAACUGUGUGGAAGCAAACACCAAAUUCCACCUGCCACUGGACAUGGUCAACCUGACACAUGCCAAGAAAGCCCAGGCUUUGGCCAGUGACUUGAAUUAUAGGAAGAGGCUCCAUGGCUAUACAUUGGAGCCAGAAGACAUGAAAGUGAAAUGGGCAAAGAAAGCCUAUGGCUUACAGAAUGAGCGUAAGUACAGAGCAGAUCUGACGUGGAUGAAAGGUGUAGGAUGGGAGGCUGAACAAUGCCUGGAUGUGGAACAGGCUAGGAAAGCCAGGGACAUCCUGAGCGAGAGAAAGUACAGACAGAGAGUUGAUGCGUUAAAAUUCACAAGUGUGGCAGACACUCCACAGAUUAUUCACGCCAAGAAAAGUCAAGAUUUGCAAAGUGAUAUAACAUAUAAGGCAACAGGUGAACAGAGUCUUCAUCAGUACAGCAUCAGCAAAGAUGAACCAUUGUUCAGACAAGCCAAGGAAAAUGCUAAGUAUCUAAGUGAUAAAAUCUACAAAAGCGAUUGGGAGGCUCAAAAAGAAAAGAGCUUCGAACUACGGCUGGACACUAUUGCAAUUUUGGAAGCAAAGGCAAAACGAGAUCUUGCAAGUGAUAUCAAGUACAAGGAGAUGCAUGAAAGGAUAAAGGGCAAAUUGAUUGGGGUGAAGGAUGUAAUGGGUGACUCUCAGAUGGCUCACUCUAUCCAAGCUUCCAAGUUGCAGAGUGACCUUGAAUACAAAAAGAAAUCUGAGGCAACGAAAACAAACAUCCAUCUUACAAUGGACAUGCUGGAAUUGGUGCAUGCGAAACAAGCUCAGAGCCUGGCCACUGACAGGGACUACAAGAAGAGAUUCCAUCAAUACACUGUCCUACCUGGAGAUAUGAAAAUUGAAUGGGCUAAGAAAGCAUACGCUCUGCAAAGUAAUAACCAGUACAAGUCUGACUUGAAUUGGAUGCGUGGUGUGGGAUGGAUAACCAGUGGUUCUUUAAAUGCUGAACAGGCGAAGAAAGCAGGAGAACUGUUCAGUGAGAAGAAGUAUCGUCAGCAUCCAUAUUCCCUGAAAUUUACAAGCGUUACUGACUCUCCUCAAAUGAUACAAGCCAAGAUCAGUUAUAAUCAGGCUGUGGAUAGGCUAUACAGAGAAGAUGGAGAAAAUGUAAAACAUCACUACACACUGACAAAGGACCUCCCAGAAUUUCUGCAAGCUAAAACUAAUGCUAUGAAUAUCAGCGAGAUCCGCUACAGGGAGUCGUGGUCAAAAUUACGGGAUGGUGGUUAUAAACUGCUUUUCGAUGCAAUUCCAGUCCAAGCUGCCAAAGCUUCCAGAGAAAUUAUUAGUGAUUACAAAUACAAAGAAGCAUUCGAGAAGGCCAAAGGUCAGAUGGUUGGAAUACAAAAACUGGAAGAUGACCUGAACAUUUCUCAUUCCGUUCAUGCAGCCAGGCUCAAUAGUGAUUUGAUGUACAGAAAAGAUUUUGAGGACACAAAGACUAACCUCCAUCUACCUAUGGAUAUGGUGAACCUUGUCCAUGCUAAGAAAGCCCAAGCUUUAGCCAGUGACCAGAACUACAGACAUGCCAUCCAUCAUUAUACGACACUACCCAAUGACUUGAGAAUGCAGUGGGCAAAGCAUGCCUAUGAUCUACAGAGCGAGAACCUUUAUAGAUCUGACCUAAAUUUCAUGAGAGGAGUGGCUUGGAUUUCAACAGGGGCUUUGGGAAUUGAAGGAGUGAAGAGAGCAACUGCCCUCAUCAGUGAGAAGAAAUAUCGACAACAUCCAUAUUCACUAAGGUUUACACAGGUGACAGAUUCACCUGACUUGACCCGUGCAAAAUUGAGCAACAUCAUUGCCAAUGAGCGCCUAUAUAAAGCUGCAGGAGAAAAUGCCCAACAUCAUUAUACUCCAAUUGUUGGCUCACCCGAACAUAUUCGGGCAAGGAUUAAUUCAUCAAAUUUCAGUGAGGUGAAGUACAAACAGUCAUGGCUCAACCAACAAGCUCUUGGAUACAAGCUGACACUCGAAGCCAUUCCCUUCCAGAGUGCAAAAGCUUCCAGGCGAAUAGCCAGUGAUUAUCAAUACAAGAAUACUUUUGUAAAAGAGAGAGGAAAACAUAUUGGUGCUCGAAGCAUUUUGGAUGACCCUAAGAUGUUGCAUUGCAUGCAAAUUGGCAAGUUACAGAGUGAAAAGUUGUACAAGAAAGAAUCGCAAGACAGCAGGAAGCAAUUCCACUUAACAAUGGAUAUGGUGAAUCUGGUGCAUGCUAAGAAUGCCCAGGCUUUGGCCAGUGACUUGGGUUACAAAAAGUUGAUUCAUUCAUAUACUGUUCUGCCGUAUGACAUGAAGAUGGAAUUGGCUAAAAAAGCCUAUAAUCAACAGAGUGAGGUGCAAUACAGGUCUGAUCUAAACUUCCUCAAAGGUGUUGCGUGGAUGGCACAGGGCUCCCCACAGAUUGAGACAAUGAAGAAAGCUGGUGAACUAAUCAGUGAGAAAAAAUACAGACAGCAUCCUGAUACCUUGAAGUAUACAAGUGUGAUUGACUCUGCAGAUAUCAUCCAUGCUAAGAACAGCUACCUGCAAUGUAGCGAUAGGUUGUACCGAGCCAGAUACACCCAGUCAAUGCAUAGGUGUACGAUACCACCUGACCAUCCUGAUUUCAGGCGAGCAAGAAUCAAUGCCUACAACAUUAGUGAUAAAGCUUACAGGACAUCUUGGGAACAGACAAGAGCACUGGGUUAUGACCUUAGAUUGGAUGCCAUUCCCUUCCAGACAGCCAAAGCAUCAAGGGAAAUAGCCAGUGAUUACAAAUACAAGCAAGCAUUUGUGAGAGAGAAGGGUCAGCACAUUGGCUUCCGUAGUGUCAAUGACGAUACAAAAUUGAAGCACUUCUUGGCUGCCAGCAGACUCCAGAGCACCAAAGAAUAUAAGAAACAAUUUGAAGAGGAUAAAUCUAAGUACAAGUUGCACUUGCAGCAACCUGGUUUUAUACAAGCUAAAAGGAGUCAGGAGCAAGCCAGUAACAUUAACUACAGGCAGCAUUUACAUCAUUGGACAUGUGACCCUGAGCAAUUAAAUGUGAAGCAUGCCAAAGCGGCUUACAAACUCCAAAGUGAUGUUGCGUACAAAUCUGAUUUGAACUGGAUUCGUGGCAUUGGUUGGACACCCCCAGGUUAUCAUAAAGUAGAAAUGGCGAGGCUUGCAGCUGACAUGGCCCAUGCACAAGGGCUGGAUCCUCAGGAUGCGGCCAUUCAGUUUGAACAAUUCAUGCAUGCUCAGGCAGACAGAAGUACAGAAGAAUCUCAGUGGACAGAUGUGAUGCCAGAUGCAACUGAGAUGCUUCAAGUAAAAAAGCACAAGAUGAAACUCACUAAAUAAUGAAAUGCUAACACUGCUAAUUGCUGUUCUCGUUGUUAAAUGGCAUACUUUUCCCCCCAGAUUAUAUAUAAGCUAUAUUUACAUUUUGUUUUAAUUUUUAGUUAUAAACUGCAUACAUAAUUAAUGCACCUUCUGUAUUCCAAAAUACUUGUUCAUUUUCUAUUCACUCUUAUGUAUUAAACAGUUUAACUUGUAACUUUAAGUGAAAACAUAAUGCAUUGAAAAUUGUUAAAGUGUUAAACUUUGUGUGUUUAGCAAAUUACUUUACCAUAUUUACGGUGGUGUAGACUAACCACUCGGUUCACAGUAUUGAAAUGACCCAGUUUUGCACAGGGCCAUAAUCUAUUCAGUGGGUACCCUGAGAAAACAAGUGAUGUGGGGAGAUUGUCUACUUGGGUGCCAAAAGAUCACGUUGGAGAUGUGCCAAUGUAACUGUCAGCCAUUUCACAUUUGGACCUCAUUAACAUUAUUACAAUGAGCUAUGGGGAAUUCCACUUCCAUGUGGCUGUGUUCUGAAGUGGAAAAUGAGCUGAUGAGAAGAACUGUUGGGAGGAAGUUGGUGGGGAUGGAUACAGGACAAUAGUGGAGAAGAGAAGUGUAGGAGCAGCAACAGGCCAAAAGAUUUUUUUGAGACUUGGAAGGAUACUCACCUUAUUUAGAAAGACUUCUAGCAAUCCUUUUUUGAGUUACCAAUUCAUUUUUUGAUACUUAAAGAAAUGUGCAUGCUUUGGGCUCUACCUGCUUACAGAAAUACUCCAAAAUCAAGAUUCUACAACAGGCAUGGGGAUCUGAAUUUGCUUAUUUCAACAACCUCUGGCCAGUUUUAGACAGGAAUCCAAUAAAUGAAGCAGGCAAUUAGUUACAAAUGGGACUAUAAUCAAUCAUUUGCUCUAGAAUAUAGGAAGUUGGCAGAUAAUGCAACAAUUAGCUUUGUGGUUGAUAGUUAUGAAGAAAGCUGUGGACUGCAGAAGGGAGAGCAAUGGACUGAUCUGAUGGGCGUAGCAGUGGCAAGUUGCGUUCAAUCCAGAGAAGUGUCAGGUAAUGCAUUUAGAAAUGGUUAACAAAGUACGGGGAUGCACACUAAAUGGUUGAGUACUGAGAAGGGGAGAGGAACCAAAGAAUUUUGGAGUGAUGUCCAUAUAUCCCUAAAGGUGACUGGAUGAAGUGUUAUGUUGGCUAAGAAGACAUAUGGGAUACUUCCUUUAAUUUGCCAAGGAAUCAAAUCUAAUUGCUGGCAGGUUAUGCUGAAAGUGUUUAAAACAGUAGUUAGGCUAUAGCUAGUGUACUGCGUGCAGUUCUGAUCACCUCAGUGUAGAAAAGAUGAUUGUGCUUGAAAGGGUACAGGGAAAUGUUACCUGGACUAGAGAACUUUGUGAGGAAGGAUUGUGUGGGCUAGACUUGUUUUGUUUUGGAAUGGAGAAGAUAUAAUUGUUUAAAAUUGUGAGGGAUGUGGAUAGAAUGGAGAGGAAGGAUAUAUUCCCCUUUAGUGAGGGAACCGUGAAUGGGAGUUGUGAACUGGAGUAGCAGUGGAAGGUUUAGAGGAGAUUCAAAGGUCAACUACUUUCAGAAACAGCUCAAUGGAGAUCUAGAACUCAUUGCCUGCAGUGGUGGUAGAGGCAGAAAUCCUUAAAACAUUUUAAAAGUACUUGGAUGUGAACUUAGAUUGCUGAAAUUUACAAGACUAUGAAUCAAGGCUGGGUUGUGGGAUUAGGCCGAAUGGUGACUCAUCAGUCAGCAUGGAUACAAUGGGCUGAAUGACCUCAUUCCCUGUUGUAAGUUUCUGUGACUCAGUGACUUCAUCUCACCAGAUUUCAUCUUUUGUUGGUCACCCGGUUUCCAGAGCGAGCACCAAGUGACUAUCAGUUGAGAAUCCCUUGUGAUUAAGUUCAUGUUGGGUGCUCAUACUUCGCCUCUUCUUUCUUUCUCAAGUGCAUCUUUUCUGCCCUGAAAUCUCUCUCUCCUAUUCCAUCUCCAGGUAGUUAAUGGGAGACCUGCUUCUCUUCCAACUGCAAAAUUUCCUUUUGUAAAGGACAUUAGUGAACAGAUAUGAGUUUUUAUAGCAAACCGUGAUAGUUUCAUGGUCACCAUUACUGAGACUGGCUCUCACUGUGAGAGUUUGUUAAUUGAAUUUAUCCCGCUAUGGUAGGAUUUGAAUUCUAUUACUCCAAGUAUUAGCCUAGGUAUCAGGAUUACUAGCCCAGUCACAUUACCUCUAUGCCAUCAGCUCCCCUCCCACGAUUGCUUUUACUUCUCUUACUAUGAGGGAAGGAUUGGUCUCCUCUCUGCCUUUAUACAGGAUAGCACUCAUGUUCCAACUCUGAGUCACAGUGUGAGGGUAUUUCAAUGUCCUGUCUAUCUUACCUUUGUGCACUAUGCCUCAUGGGGCUGUGUCAAAUUUUUCCUACUCAAGGUAUUGAUAAACUGGCAUAACCACUGCUUUACAUUUUGGUUUCAAGUCCUGAUUUUGAUGAGAUGUUUUUGCUUCAUCGGGGUGGGAAGGUGAUGGGUGGUAGUAUUGGGGGUCAAAGGUGUUUGUAAAAUCUGCACAGUUUUGAAGAAUUGAUCAUCUAACCAUGUGUGAAGUUAAAUGUAGAAAGAUGUGCAUAUUUUCCAGAGAUCAUUAAAAAAUAAAAGUAAUCCUAAAAUGA